UGAAAUUCUAGCACUUAUAUUAUUACUAAAAAUUAAAAACGAUAAUGCGCUACCUCUAGAGUGGCGUGCGAAAUUUAUCAUGUUUUACAAAUAUUGACUUGAAAACUCUUAUUCAUAUUUGUAAAAAUUCAAGUUAUUUCUCGUGAGUUAUUCUUAUUGCUCAGUUAUUUAUGGGCAUAGGAAUAUAAAAAUUGAGCAUAAAUGUCUAGUUCAGGCAAGGAGUGUGAAGUUACUAACAGGGAUCUGGGAACAUGGUCAGGUGAUACUUUGGGGCUACAUUGGUUAUUGGUGACUUAGUGACUGACUCAAUAAUGUAUGUCAGAAGGAGAAAACUAGUUACACUAAUUCACUCUUACUCGAGACUAAGAGAUUGCGUUUGCGCUAUCACGACCAAUUAUCAAUGCGGCCCCAAAAUACUACGUUCCCCGCUCCCCAGAAAUAGCUUCACCACCUCUCAGUUAUUACUCGCUUCCUAUAUUCCUAUGUCCAUGACUCAUUUUCACUUAUGCUAUGUAUUCACUUAACCUCUUUCAUUUAGACAAUUUCAUUUUUUAAAUAUUUUUAUUUAUUUAUUUUUGAAGCUAUAGUUCAGUUCUUACUUAUUUUGCAGUACAUUUACAUUCCCUUUAAACAGUGUAAAUAUUUUACAUACAGGCAAACACCUUUAAUACUUUCCAAAGAUAAAUUAUAAUGAAGUUCACACAAUUAUUAUAUAAACAACACAUAGGUAAAGCAAUAAGAUAUUUAUGGCAACAUCAACGAGAAAGAUGUGUGCAAGUAACUAAAGCAGAACAAAUUUUAAAAUCUAUGAAUUUUACAGUACAUGAUGCUACAGAAUUAAUAUCAGCAAAAAGAAUUGAAAAUUCAACUGUUUUUAAUAAGUCAGAACCUAAUUCCAAUAGUAAAAGUUGUUUGGUAAUUGAAGAUUGGAAUGUUUUACAAGAAGGUGUACCACAAGCAUGUGUAUUAACAAAAACCCUAAAAUUUGAUGAUGCAUUACCAAAGAAUAUACAAGAGCUAAUUACUGACGUUCCAGACAAUAUAGAUAAUUUAUUAAAAAGAUUUGUCUAUACAUCUGUAAUAUAUGAUGCACAGCAAGUAAAAUUACCACGAUUGAAAGAUCCUGAUCGACCUGCUUGGGUGUUUCCAAGAGUAUAUGGUAUAUCUAAUACAAGAAAAAUGCAUAAUUUAACAAAGAAGUUUUUACAACUUUGUGAAUCAUUAUGUGGAUUAAAUGAUGCACAAUACAAAUCAAUAGUUCAUGAUGGACUUGUAUCUAUGUGUAUAGGGAAAGAAAACGAUUUUAUAAAAUUUUCCUUAAAAAUGGAUAUAAUGAUGACAUCUUCAAUACCUCUAGCACCUAUAGCUGAUGUAAAUAUGGAUAAUGAAUAUGCAUUUCCUAAUCUUCACCCACUACAUUGUACUGUUGGCUUAUCUAAAUUAGAUAUUGAUAACACUGAGGAUAUAUAUCCAAUUGAUACGGAAUCGCCAUUAAUGAAUGUUCACACUAUUUUUAUAAAUCACAAUCCAGAGGAAGUUAAAAAUAUAACUGAAUUGCCAGUCACUGAAGAUCAAAUUCACGCACGUUCAAUGAUGAAAUCAUUUACUGUAGCAGCAACUUGUGCCCGACAAAAGUUUGGAUUAAAUGUGAAGAAGUUACCUGAACCUAUUGUUGUGCAAUGUGUUCAGUCAGAUGGACAAAAUUUUCAUUUCUCUGUAUACCAACUUAAUACCUUAGAUAUUGAUGGUAGAGAAGGAAUCAAAAAUUUUUGGUGGUCAGAACCAUCAAUAAAAUUAUAUGAAAAAGCUCUAUAUGAAAAUGGGCAACCUCGUCUUACAGGCUACAAUCGUGAUGUUUUUAAUAGAUUUCUUGCAUUUUAUAAAAAUAAAUAAAAUAAGAUAACUAUUGACAAUAAACUCGUACAUCUAAAA
Bombus pyrosoma is the source of this 1932-nucleotide messenger RNA. It is a transcript of the gene mRpL37, whose product is annotated as 39S ribosomal protein L37, mitochondrial. The coding region runs from base 691 to 1893 and encodes 400 amino acids. Gene Ontology annotation, molecular function: structural constituent of ribosome. Lineage: Eukaryota; Metazoa; Arthropoda; Insecta; Hymenoptera; Apidae. Gene Ontology annotation, biological process: translation. The record is from RefSeq and is a predicted model, not a curated record. Gene Ontology annotation, cellular component: mitochondrion; ribosome. The transcript is spliced from 7 exons.